AAGUUAAAAAAAAAAAAAAAAAGUCAAAAUGUCCCCUUUAAGGCCGGCUCAGACUUUACGAGUUCAGCCAGAUUUUGGCCCGACUGCAACGUUGCAGCUCAUCAUCAAACAUUGGGCCCAAUUAUGAACCCUGGGAAUGACAACUACUCUUACGUGUAUGAAUUUUUAUUGAAUUGUCUAGUUUGACACCUUGACCUGACAUCAGCGAUGUGAAUCCUGGCACAUAUAAAUAGGAGAGAAUUCGCUCCAUAUUUUUCUCACCUUUAAAGAAGUUUUCAGCCCUGCCUCUCCCUAACACCAUAUGGGAUGUUUCCAAGAUGACUGUGAAAUACAUGCCAUGCAGUGGAUAUAUGAAACAUCUAUCUGGUGUGUCAGGUUACUCUUUAGUGCCCUGUAAGUGGACAAAAUUCGAAAAAUUUCCCUAUAGACUGCCUUUUCCAAGGACUACAUGUGAUAAAGUGCCAUUCAGGGUUUCCUUGAAGUGGGGAAAUUGUGCUGGAUGGCCCUCAAGGCUGCCCUCUCAAUGGAUUUACCUAAGGCACCUGUCCAACAGUGGAGAAAAUGCAAGAAAGAUUACGCUCUUACCUUACGCUCCUUAUUACAAAGGUCAUUUAUACCUACAGCCUCCCUCCUCUAUCAUUGUGAAAUAAUUGGAUAAGUAAAUCCUUGCCUUUUUCACAGCGUUGUAGAUGUCAUAAUAUCACGAAACUUUAUCCUAACCUGUUUUUCAAACUAUUGGACUUAAAAUGUCUUUUUUGGUGCACUUGUGCCCUUUUUGCCCAGGCCCUUCAAACAUCCGGAGUCUGCUGGAUUUACUCUGUGUCUUUAAAUGUCACUGCAGCAACUGUUUCAACCCACAUAUACAGCAACCAAUCAGAAGCCAACUUCCACCAAAGGCUGUCUGUGCAGACCUCUCUAGCACCAAAACACAGGACUUCCUCAGAAUACGUUUUUUUUUCUCAAACUUGGAAUAAAAAUCCUAAAUAACAAUGGAGCUGAAUGAGGAGCACCUGAAAGUGGCUGAGACUCAGCUGAAGAGAUAUUUACCUCGUUCACUGAUGAAAGGAACUUAUUUUGAUGCAGCAAUUAGAAAAAGAUUGAAAGUUAACAAACUACACUUCACCCACAGAGAAGAAAACAUAAUUUCUACAUUUAUGAAAGUGUGUUGGAACAGUCCUAACACAGUUUAUGGUCUCCUGAUGCUCAGAAACAGAGUCCCAUCAGAUCCUAUGGCGUUUUUUGUGGAUGAAUGGCCCAACUUUAAUGUCUUUAUCUGCAGACCACAAUGUGUGCAGAGAGUCGAUCUCUUCAAAGACAUUCUGGUUUUUGCAAAUGAUGAAAAUAUUCUUGAAGAAACCCUGAAGAAGUCCUCUGUCAUUGACUGGAGCAGGUACCUUUGCUUUGGAUUCAGUUGUCAAUACACAGAAACAUUCAAAGCAGUGGCGUCAGAGAAAGGCGUGCCUGGACGCCAGGUGGCAGUGUGUCACAUGAUGAUUCUGGAUGAUGUUUCCACCCUUCCUGAUGUAGACAGCUCCAGGAUCACUCUCAGCUCUCUGGAUGAAUCACACAUCAGCUUGGUGAAUCAAACAUGGACGCUUGGAAAAAGCGAUGAGUCUCUCCAUAUGAUUCGCAGCAUGGUCACAAACUUCCCCUCCUGCUGCGUCCUGGAUGCUGAAGGAAAGCCUGUGGCCUGGAUCUUGGUUUAUAGUAUCUGUGCGAUGGGAAUGUUGCACACGCUGCCGGAGCACAGAGAGAAAGGUUACGCCAAAGUCCUGAUCUGCAGCAUGGCCAAGAGACUCCACGCUGAGGGAUACCCAGUCUACUGCCUCAUCGAUGAGGACAACACGCUCUCCUACAAGAUCUUUAAAAACCUGGGCUUCACUGAGGAUCCUUCAUUCAGGGGGGAGUGGUUUGAGUUCAAUGAGCUUUAAAUACCUGGAAGAAGGAGGGUGAUAAAGAAUUGUGAUUUA
Messenger RNA from Cheilinus undulatus (humphead wrasse), 1970 nucleotides. RefSeq names its product glycine N-acyltransferase-like protein 3. The coding region runs from base 990 to 1931 and encodes 313 amino acids. The transcript is spliced from 6 exons. The record is from RefSeq and is a predicted model, not a curated record. Gene Ontology annotation, molecular function: glycine N-acyltransferase activity. Gene Ontology annotation, cellular component: mitochondrion. Lineage: Eukaryota; Metazoa; Chordata; Actinopteri; Labriformes; Labridae.